AUGCCUGGGCAGCUUCGACGGAAGGCUAUUUUCCAUAAGGGUGGCUCCUUCCUGUCGAUUAGUGCUGUCCCGACAGAAGCGGCGCCCGAACCUGCACCGACCGAAACCACCAAAAGCGGACAUGUUGACACAGCUUCGCCUCAAGGUGUGGAGCCGGCAACGCAAGAGGUGCAAAAGGAAGCGAAAACCGUGGAUCUGCCGAGUCCGCGUCAGGAGCAGGAGGAGCCCUGCUCAGAGCCGGAGUCGGAGGAGCCCUCGGAGUCCUCAGAGUCAGAGGGAGCUGACAAGGAGGCUUCAGCUCCUCGUGUUUCGCAGGGGGAGCCCCUGGAGGACUUGAAGGCUUUGGAUGCCGAAGCAGUCGUCAAGGCCAUUCCUGUGGAAAGCGUUUCUAGGCAGGCUGAGCACGCAUUGGACGGAGCACAGAUGUGCAUGAAAGUGGCACGACUGGCUUCAGAGGCCACAGGAACUUGCCGCUCUUGGUCGCAGCUCUUGCGGUGCGGCACGCAUCUGCUGGACAGCACCCACUGUGUCACGCAGGCAUCCCAGAGUGUGUCAAGGUGUGCGGUCGGUGUCCCAUCGGAUCUUAUCCCGCUACUGGAGAAGAUCAAGACAGCAGAGGGCAUGACUAGGCAGGCGGUGAGCGCCACGCGGGAUUUGAUGCAGUGCACGGAGAUAAUCUCAGAGAGAGGCUUGAGGGCCACGGAGCUUUCCAACAGGUUGCUGCAGCAAUCCAAGGAGUUGGCCAGCACGCUGCAGUCGGUUGCCGGAGCAGACGAGAUGUCCAGCUUUGCCUGCAGGACCCGAA
Symbiodinium necroappetens is the source of this 805-nucleotide messenger RNA. The record is from the annotation of a GenBank genome assembly. Lineage: Eukaryota; Dinophyceae; Suessiales; Symbiodiniaceae.